GUGUUCGGAAAGGGGCGGAGCCUGCUCGCAUCAGGACCAGCCGAGCUGCACCUGCAUCCUUUGCUCAGAGCAUCCCUGGAGCAUCUUAAGACGUGAACGCAGCUGGCAGCCAGGGAUCGAAGCGUCGCAGGAAGCGGCCGCCGGAUACCUUCCCCUUCCCCUGACCUCAGGCUCUGCAGCGGGAGCCUCGGCGCUAACCGGGGGGUCCCCCAGAGUGGUCUGACCGUUGCAAAAAAAAAGGCCUUUCGAAAAGCAAAUAACCUCUGACUGCGACAUGGCUGAGAUCACCAAUAUCCGACCUAGCUUUGAUGUGUCACCAGUGGUGGCCGGCCUCAUCGGGGCCUCAGUGCUGGUGGUAUGUGUCUCAGUGACCGUCUUUGUCUGGACGUGCUGCCAUCAGCAGGCAGAGAGGAAGCACAAGACCCCGCCAUACAAAUUUAUUCACAUGCUCAAAGGAAUCAGCAUAUACCCAGAGACCCUCAGCAACAAAAAGAAAAUCAUCAAAGUGCGAAGAGACAAAGAUGGCCCGGGGAGGGAAGGUGGACAUGGGAAUCUGUUGGUGGACGCCGCUGAGGCGGGCCUGCUGGGCCGUGGCCCAGGCGUCAGAGGCUCUGGCUCUUGUGUGGACCAGUUACCCAUCAAAGUGGACUAUGGGGAAGAACUGAGGAGCCCCAAUACCAGCCUGACCCCUGGAGAGAGCAAAUCUACAUCCCCCUCAUCUCCUGAGGAGGAUGUCAUGCUGGGCUCUCUCACGUUCUCUGUGGACUAUAACUUCCCCAAAAAAGCGCUGGUGGUGACAAUCCAGGAGGCCCAUGGGCUACCAGUGAUGGAUGACCAGACCCAGGGCUCUGACCCCUACAUCAAAAUGACCAUCCUGCCGGACAAGAGGCACCGGGUGAAGACGAGGGUACUGCGCAAGACUCUAGAUCCUGUAUUCGAUGAGACCUUCACCUUCUACGGCAUACCCUACAGCCAACUACAGGACCUGGUGCUGCACUUCCUCGUGCUUAGCUUCGACCGCUUCUCCAGGGAUGAUGUCAUUGGGGAGGUCAUGGUGCCUCUGGCCGGGGUGGACCCCAGCACCGGCAAGGUCCAGCUGACCAGAGACAUCAUUAAAAGGAACAUCCAGAAGUGCAUUAGCAGAGGGGAACUCCAGGUGUCCCUGUCAUACCAGCCUGUGGCCCAGAGAAUGACAGUGGUGGUCCUCAAAGCCAGACACUUGCCGAAGAUGGACAUCACCGGUCUCUCAGAUCCCUACGUAAAGGUGAAUGUCUACUACGGCAGGAAGCGCAUAGCCAAGAAGAAAACCCAUGUGAAGAAGUGCACUUUGAACCCAGUCUUCAACGAGUCUUUCAUCUACGACAUCCCCAGUGACCUCCUGCCCGACAUCAGCAUUGAAUUCCUGGUCAUCGACUUCGACCGUACCACCAAGAAUGCCGUGGUGGGGAGGCUGAUUCUUGGGGCACAUAGUCUGACGGCCGGGGGCGCUGAGCACUGGAGGGAGGUGUGUGAGAGCCCCCGCAAGCCGGUGGCCAAGUGGCACAGUCUGAGCGAGUACUAACCCCUCAUGCCCCCCCCCCCCAGACUGCCAUCUCUCCAGGCCAGGCUGGGGAGGGCUGUGGCAGAGGAUGGGGGAAACCCCAGAUGAAAGUGGACUCAAAACCUCAUUUUAGUUGUACUAGAAGAUUUCUAACCAAACAAGCCCCACAAACACACACACAUACACACACACAAAACAAAACAAAACAAAAAAACAAAAAACAAAAAAAUCCUAUCUGCACAGGACCAUACUGCAAAUCAAUUCUUAGCGAUGAUGGUUUUCCUCUUUUGCAAGGCACUAGAAAAUUCUUUCUUUUUUUCUUAAAUGGGGGAUUAAAAAACAAAAAGAGAGAGGGAACAGACCUCUACAAGUCUAUAUAUACAAUGUAACCUUAUCUUGCAUGUCUAAUACAAACUGAAAAAAUUUAACCUAACUGCCAAUAUCAAGUUACCGGUUUGAAUCCAUUGAAAAUUGUGUUUUUGUGCCGAAUCUUGUAUUUGCUGAUGACCUGAAAUUGGCCUUUUUUUUCCCGUUGGGCUUCUCUGGAGAGAUGCUCGCUCCCCAUCUCUGCAGAAGAAUAUUUUGCUCUUGUGAAAUCUCAUGUUUUCCUCAUCCUCACUCCUCCCUCCCUCCCUGUUCACUAUCAGAAUCUCUGCUCUGGCUAAACCCAAGGUCCGGAGUCUAGAGCAGGUGCAUGGAUAGCCAGGAGGUCUCUGUGUGUCCUUAGGCCUCCCACUGGCGAGGAUACAUAUGGACAUAGCAAGCAGGUCAGGGGAAAUGCAGGUUCACAUUCUCAAGGAUGUCUUUAAAAUGAGCUUUACAGGCCCCAAAUUCAGCAGUAGAGAACACAGGCCACUGCGUGCUAGGUCAUGAGAGAUACGCAGCUGCUUCAGCCCUUCGCAGCUACAUUGGUUUGAAGGAUGGAACGCCACUUGGCCUUUAUUUUUCCAGAAAUGCUGACUGCUGGGAAGCCUUAGAGCUUUCUCAAAAUGCUUGGAAGAAGUUAGUUUUCCUUGGUAAGGGAAAAGACCUUUAGAAAGUCUUCUUAAAACUCUUAAGAGCAGGUUGGAGAGAUUGUACAGGAGAAAGGCACUGCUUGUCUUCAACCUCACCCUGGUUUUUACCCUGGUACCACAAGUUCCCUUAAGUACUGCAAGGAGUUGCUCAUGAACACGGAGCCAGAAGUAAUCCCUGAGUACCCGUCAGUAUGGCCCAAAACCCCCAACAAAAAUACCUAGUUUUUAAUAGAGGCUGUAAAACUAAAAUGUGACAUAAUGGAUACUGAAGGUAGCUUAUUUUAAAGAACAGACUUUCCCCCAGGGACUGCCUAAAAGAUAGUACAAUGGGUAAGGCACUUGUCCUUUAUGUGGCUGAGCCCAGGUUCAGUCCCCAGCAUUGCAUACGGUUUCCCAAGCCCUGCCAAGAGUGAUCCCUGAGCACAGAGCGAGGAGUAGUUUCUGAGCAGUGCCAGGUGUAGCCAAAAAAAAAAAAAAAAAAAAAAGCAAAGCCAAAUAAAACAACAGAUUUUCUCUCAAAACAAAGUGCUUAGCUCUUGGGGCUCAGGAGUGUCCCCAGAAAUCAGCUGCCCUCCUGCCCAGGGGACUGAGCCCAGCCUCUCUCUGGGAUUCAAAUUCAAAUUUGGAGUGGGAAUAUUUCCAUGGCAGAGGUUUGGUUACCAGUGAGUCAAAUGGAUGGGUAGCAGGUGUUUUUGGCAGACUGAAGUCUCAGAUGAGCAGCAGCUGGAGUGGAGGCUGCAGGUGUCUAGUCCGAGAGAGGGGGCCCAAGUGAUAUGUUUUCAUGAGAACAUCCCUGUCUAACUGGCAGCCAUAGCUGAAAAAGUCAGGUCUUAGGGAAUGAGUGGUCAUGCCACCUUUGAUGUUCCUUCCCUUCCUUCUUGAACAUUCUAAACCAAUCUGCCCCCCAGAUCGUUGGGCUAUUGUGUCCCUCUUGGAUUCUUGACAAAGACAAGCAAAGAGCCUGCAGCCCCCAGGAUGGGACUUGGCUUAUCCCCCCACUCUCCACCCCCAUCAUCAGUUAGGUUCCUACCAUUAGUCUUUCCUGCACUCCAUGGAAUGUAAAUACUGUAUCAUACGUAGAGGAAAAUAAUUUUUGAUUUCUAAAAAUGCAUUUUGAGAUAGUUUAACGUACAUCUGACAGGAGCAUUCUGAAGCCCCGUUAGGAAGAAAUGUAAAUGGUUCCUCCUCAUCGCCUUAAUGUGGAAAGAUCAGAAAUCGCUGAGGUUUCCUUCCCAGAAACAAUGCAAAGCAGUGGCGGGAGAAGUCUUGGCACUUCUGACUGUAGUCUGGGACCUGGCCUUGCCCCGCCAUGCCCCCUCUCCCAGUAGCUUUAUUCCUGGCAUUAUUUGGGUCUACUGAGCAGUAGGGGGGUGAGGUGCCAGGGUGAGGGAGCCCACUGUUUUGUAGCCUAGGAGCUGCCUCCAUGACUUUCUCAGAAGACAAGACCAAGAGGCAAGCAAAGGGUUCCUCCCUCCUCCUACCUCAGGCCUGGUCAUCGUGGCCUUGACUUUGUCAUCCCAAAGUCUCUUAGUUACUUUGGCUUUUUCCAUUUGUUCCUCCCGGAGCAAGUGAUCUGGAUGGAGGAGGAAAUCUCCUCCCACGGGUCAGUGGGACCACAAGAGAGGCACGGCCUUGCUUUUGCACAAGGCACGCAUGGUCAGGAAUGGGUUGGAGCAUGGUUACUUCCAGACUUCCAAGAAUUGGCCCUUCUGAAGAAAGCAUGAGAGCUCUCGGAAGACAAGAGAUUAUCUUCAGAUCAGAAGCCCUUUGGUGAGAUGUUCCUUCGCUCUGUGCUCCGUGGAGCAAGUUCUAGGCCAGAGAGUUUUGUUUUUAAACAGGAAUAUGAUUGAGCUGGAGCAGUAGGACAGUGGGUAGGCUGUUUGCUUUACAUGCAGUCAGCCCAAGUUCAGUCUCUCGCAUCACAUAUGAUCCCCCGAGCCCACCAGGAGUGAUAUCUGAGCAUAGCUUUGGUGUAGCCCCAAACCAAAACAAUAACAAUAAAACAGUAACAUGAUGCUAAAACAGUGUUUAAGAGAGUUAACUCUCAGCACUCCUAGGCUAGCACACUUCUGACUACAAUGAAUAGCAAAGCCAAUACAAAUUGCCUGAAAAGGGGCCUGGGUUGGCACACAGAGGCAGUAACAGAAGGAAGGUAUUUGCCGCUGGUGCAAAUCUGAUUUGAUCCUGGCAGUAACUGACUGCCAGGAGUUACUCCUAAGCACAGAGUCAGGAGUAAAUCCUGAGUACUGUUUGGUGUGGCCCCUCAAAAACAAACUGAAAAAUAGGGGCCAGACACAUGAGAUGUGGCUCAAGUGCAAAGGACACAUGCCUUUGUAUGUACAGGGUUCAACCCUUGACCCUUCCUUACUGCCCUCUCAACAUGGUCAGAUGUGUUUCCCCCUCAAAAUAAAUGGUUUAAAGUUAAACUUUAAGCCAAGAUGCAAAUGCUUAUGGACAGUCUUUAAAUCUGCAGCUAGAACUAGUGUGUGGGACACGAACGGGGUGGCUUGCUCAGGAGAGGAAAUAGUAUAAGUCCUUUUUUCUUGGAAGGCUUUUAUUCUGGCCAUGAUAGUGACAUUGCCCUCACCAUUGACCCUUCUCCAAUGUGGUAGUCUUUCUUUACCUUGUGUCUUCUCUUGUAAAAAUUAAACACAAAUAAAACAUGUCAAAUUAAAAACAAACGAAACAAAACAAUGAAGAAGCUAACCUGGAUUGUGUGACAUUGCAUAAUGCUGUAACGCUAACCUACAACUACGUAAUGCUAUCUUGUAUGUUGAAUUUGUUAAUGCACCACACACGUGCAAAAUAAAGACUGAUUCACACUAAA
Suncus etruscus (white-toothed pygmy shrew) is the source of this 5383-nucleotide messenger RNA. RefSeq names its product synaptotagmin 11 (gene SYT11). Gene Ontology annotation, biological process: vesicle fusion; regulation of calcium ion-dependent exocytosis; regulation of dopamine secretion. The record is from RefSeq and is a predicted model, not a curated record. The transcript has 4 exons. The coding region runs from base 275 to 1561 and encodes 428 amino acids. Gene Ontology annotation, cellular component: synapse; membrane; axon. Lineage: Eukaryota; Metazoa; Chordata; Mammalia; Eulipotyphla; Soricidae. Gene Ontology annotation, molecular function: clathrin binding; calcium-dependent phospholipid binding; calcium ion binding.